AUGCUGUCUACCACCAUCAAGACCGGCGCCCGCCACUCGGCCCUCCGCACAGCUGCUGUCCCUGCCGCUGCCGCGCGCGCCUUUUCCAUCUGGGGCAACGUCCCCAAGGGCCCUCCUGCUAUCCUGGGCAUCACCGAGGCCUUCAAGGCUGACUCCAACGAGAAGAAGAUCAACCUCGGUGUUGGCGCCUACCGCGACGAUGCUGGCAAGCCCUACGUCCUGCCCUCGGUCCGCGAGGCGGAGAAGCGCGUGAUCGAGAACAAGAUGAACAAGGAGUACGCCGGCAUCACCGGUGUCCCCGAGUUCCCCUCGGCCGCCGCCAAGCUCGCCUACGGCAACGACUCGCCCGUCCUCGACAAGAUCGCCGUCACCCAGACCAUCUCCGGCACCGGUGCCCUGCGCAUCGGCGGCGAGUGGCUCAAGCGCUGGUACUCGGGCGACAAGGUCAUCCGCAUCCCCACCCCCUCGUGGGCCAACCACAAGGCCAUCUUCCAGGACUCGGGCCUGACCGUCGAGCCGUACCGCUACUACAACAAGGACACCAUCGGCCUCGACUUUGACGGCAUGGUCGCCGAUCUCAAGGCCGCGCCCCCGGGCUCCGUCUUCCUCUUCCACGCCUGCGCCCACAACCCGACCGGCGUCGACCCCUCGCCCGCGCAGUGGAAGGAGCUGUCCCGCGUCUGCCUCGAGAUGAGCCACCUGCCCUUCUUCGACAUGGCCUACCAGGGCUUCGCCUCGGGCGACUCGGACGCCGACGCCUUCGCCGUCCGCCAGUUCAUCCGCGACGGCCACAAGAUCCUCCUCUCCCAGUCGUUUGCCAAGAACAUGGGUCUCUACGGCGAGCGCGCCGGCGUCUUCUCCAUCGUCGGCGAGGACGCCGAGGAGGCCAAGCGCAUCGACUCGCAGCUCAAGAUCAUCAUCCGCCCCAUGUACUCCAACCCCCCCAUCCACGGCGCCCGCAUCGCCUCCCAGAUCCUCAACGACCCCAAGCUCUACACCCAGUGGCAGGGCGAGGUCAAGGGCAUGGCUGACCGCAUCAUCACCAUGCGCAAGCUCCUCCGCGAGAAGCUCGAGGCACUGGGCUCCAAGCACGACUGGUCCCACAUCACCUCCCAGAUCGGCAUGUUCGCCUACACCGGCCUCAAGCCCGAAGAGGUCGAGAAGAUUACCAAGAACUACUCCGUCUACUUCACCAAGGACGGCCGCAUCUCCGUCUCCGGCAUCACCAGCAAGAACGUCGACCACCUCGCCGAGGCCAUCUUCCAGGUCAAGGGUUAA
Emericellopsis atlantica is the source of this 1278-nucleotide messenger RNA. RefSeq names its product pyridoxal phosphate-dependent transferase. Bases 1 to 1278 code for a protein of 425 amino acids. Gene Ontology annotation, biological process: biosynthetic process; L-aspartate catabolic process. Gene Ontology annotation, cellular component: mitochondrion. The record is from RefSeq and is a predicted model, not a curated record. Gene Ontology annotation, molecular function: pyridoxal phosphate binding; L-aspartate:2-oxoglutarate transaminase activity. Lineage: Eukaryota; Fungi; Ascomycota; Sordariomycetes; Hypocreales; Bionectriaceae. The transcript has 3 exons.